AUGGCGAUGAACGUUGAGACAACUACCGGUCCUCUCAAUGAGACCGAGCUCCGCAGGCACAGCGUUGGCAUGUUGGAGAUCCAAGAUGCUCAUGGAAGAAGAAGAACGGUCCAGUUGGACGAGCUCAGCGCAGCCGAUCGCGCUCUGGCGGAACAAUUUGGCUACAAACCAGUCUUCAAGCGUGAAUUCGGCUAUCUUUCGACCUUCUCCUUCGCUGUCAGUAUUUCGGGGCUGUUCGCGACUACUGCCACCACCUUCGUAUAUCCGCUCGAAGCUGGUGGUUCGGCAUCAGCAGUAUGGUGCUGGUUGAUCUCUGGGGCUGGUUGCAUGUGCAUUGCGUGCUCCGUUGCCGAACUGGUGUCUGCCUAUCCGACAUGCGGUGGCCUGUACUACACCGUCUCGCGACUGGCGCCGUCCGAAUGGGUACCAUCUAUCUCCUGGGUCACUGGCUGGAUCAAUCUACUGGGACAGGUCGCUGGAGUAGCUUCUUCCGAGUACGGCUCCGCUCAGCUGCUCCUCGCUGCUGUGUCCAUAGGCCGUGAUUUCAACUGGUUCCCCACGACCAACCAGACUGUCGGUGUCAUGGCUGCUUUGACUGUUCUGUGUGGCCUUGUGAACUCACUCUCGACCUACUGGAUGGAAAAAAUGACAAAGACUUAUGUUAUUUUCCACUUUGCCGUUCUCAUCUCUUGUGCUAUCGCUCUUCUGGCCAAAACCGAGAACAAGCACGACGCCAGCUAUGUGUUUACCCAUGUCGAAGGUGAUGCCGGUUGGACUCCGAUAGGUUUCUCCUUCUUGUUCGGCUUCCUAUCAGUCUCAUGGACCAUGACGGAUUACGAUGCGACUGCGCACAUUACUGAAGAAAUCUCACAACCCGAGAUCAAAGCACCCUGGGCCAUCUCGCUAGCCAUGGCCUGUACCUACGUCCUCGGAUGGUUGUUCAACAUCGUGCUUUGCUUCUGUAUGGGCGAUCCGGCGGAAAUCCUGGCCUCUCCGAUUGUUCAACCUGUCGCUCAGAUCUUCUACAACUCCCUUGGUAAGGGAGCCGGCAUUUUCUUCACCGUCUCCGCCUUCAUCAUCCUGCAGUUCGUCUGCUUUACGGCGACACAGGCAUUGGCGCGGACAGUGUUUGCCUAUUCCCGUGAUAAGCUAAUCCCCAUGUCGUGGGUGUGGACCAAGAUCAAUCCCCUCACGCAGACCCCAUUGUAUGCGGUUUGGAUCAGUGUCUUCUGGUGUAUCGCCAUCAAUCUGAUUGCCCUUGGGUCUUACAUCGCGAUCGCAGGUGUGUUCAACGUAUGUGCGAUUGCUCUCGACUGGUCGUACGUCAUUCCCAUCGUUUGCAAACUGGCAUUCGGUAAAUUCAAACCCGGACCCUGGCACAUGGGUAGGUUUUCGCCAUACGUCAAUGCUUGGGCUUGCAUCUGGACGUUCUUCGUCUCAAUUAUCUUCAUUCUUCCGACCAUACGACCCGUCACGGCUCAGAACAUGAACUACGCCAUUGUAUUCUUGGCCUUCAUCUUGCUCUGCGCCGCGGUAUUCUGGUACCUUGGUGGCAAGCGAUAUUACACUGGACCUUUGAUUGAGGCAGAAAUUCAAGAAGGAGAGAUUGCUUCACCUUCUCUGUCUGGGGACGAGAAGAAGGAAGCGAAAAGUGGAACUCCCGAUGCUGUCGCAUAA
Messenger RNA from Exophiala spinifera, 1677 nucleotides. RefSeq lists its product as uncharacterized. Gene Ontology annotation, molecular function: transmembrane transporter activity. Gene Ontology annotation, biological process: transmembrane transport. The transcript is spliced from 3 exons. NCBI's taxonomy places the organism in Eukaryota, Fungi, Ascomycota, Eurotiomycetes, Chaetothyriales, Herpotrichiellaceae. Gene Ontology annotation, cellular component: membrane. The record is from RefSeq and is a predicted model, not a curated record. Bases 1 to 1677 code for a protein of 558 amino acids.